UUCAAAUUAUUUUUUUUUCCUAUGGCCAAAUGGCUAUUCUUAAUAUUAUUUAUUUAACUUAUUUGUUGAGUUACCAGUAACUAUUAAUUUUAACUAAUGUGCCAAACUUAAUACUAUUCUUAACACAGUAUCUCUGAUAAAUCGCUGAAAUGUACAAAACUGAAGUUGACAUUCCUCCCGUAGUACGGAAACGACUAACACAUCUCUUUGGUCUUAUUGAAAAGGAAUUUGAAUCUGUAUGCCAGGAAAAUGUUGUGCUACAGGAAAAAAUUGAUUCACUUAAUGAAAAAAUCAAUGAAAAGUAUUUUACAACCGAACAAUUUCAAGUAAAUUCAAAACAAAAACCGCCCACAGGCCAAAAACUUAAAACUGCUGAAAAAUUAAAAGCACAAACUAGUAAAAUAGUUUCUAGCUUUAAAAGCCCGUCAGUAGCUAAUUGCCAGUUUGUGAAAGAGUAUAGUGGACACAGGGAUGGUUUGUGGGAUGUAGCGUUACCUCAUACAGGGCAACCUGUAAUUGGAUCUUGUUCAGCGGGUAUGAAAUGACCUUAAAUUUAUUGAUUUCUUUCUUAUAAUUAAUGUCAUUUCAUUUAUUAGAUCAUACAGCAAGAAUAUGGUGUAUUGAAACUGGUACGCCACUUUUACAAUACACUGGCCAUAUGGGAUCUAUUAACUCCAUAAAAUUCCAUCCAAACAAAGAUUUGGCCCUCACAUCAAGUGGUGAUCAAACAACUCAUAUUUGGCAAGCUGCUGUUAAUUUAGAUAAUUUAGUGAGUGCAUUGUACCUAUAUUUAUUUUAUACUACUUUUUUAUUGCAUGAUUUCUACUGUAAUUUUAAAGUGACCAUAAACAUUAAAAUAUUUUAGCUAGGUAUUCAGUUUAUAUUAAUUAUUUUAGUUACAUAAAGAUUUAUAUUUUUUUUUAGAGGGAACGAGAGUCUGAUGAUACCGAAACAGAGGAAGACCGGGCUGUUCCGAUACUACGUACACCUUCAUGUACAUUUUCAGGACAUAAUGGACCAGUAAUGGCUAGUGAUUGGUUAUUAGGCGGUGAUCAAAUUAUUACUGCGUCAUGGGACAGGACUGCUAAUUUGUAUGAUAUCGAAACUAGUGAACUGCUAAAUUCACUUACCGGUAAGAUUUAAGUACCUUUCACCGCUUAAUUAAUAAUUGUAUUGAAUUGUUUUUAAUAAAAAAUAUGUCUUUAAAACUAAUUUAUUAAAUGAUUUUUUUAAACAUUUAGAUAAAAUCUUUGCUCACCCCAUUUUAUGCUUCAAUAACAGUUUUAUUUAAAUUCUUUUCUUUUCUUUUUCAAUUGAUGUGUACAUAACUACUAUAGUAUUUUUCAUGCAAAUAUCUAAAAUAUGCAGACACUUAAAUGUCUUAAUGACACUUAAAAGAGAAGUUGAAUGAUUACUGUAAGCUGGGAUGUUAAAAGGGAAAUUAAUUAAUAAGUCAGGCUCAUCAAUUAAACCAUUAACUAAUUUAUAAACAAGGGAAAUAGCCGCUAGGUCACAUCUAGAAGCAAGAGUUGGAAUUUCUAUGUAACCAAUAUUGGUCUUUUCUCCUACAUGACUGGUUAGGUCAUACUAAACAUAUAAGUUAUGCAUUAAUUAUUAUUAUUUAUAAGUUCAUCAUAUUUAUUAUACAAUUAAUUACUUAAUAUGGCCAGUCAAAUAGUCAGUCACAAGCAAAAAAAAUGUAAUCUGAACAUUGAUGGUUAUUUGACUUGCGUCAAGUUUACCAACAAUAUAUAUUUAUAUACGACUGGGACAUUAACACCAAACUCACCAGUCAUGUGAGUCCAGGAUUAAGAAGUUAAAUAUCAACAAAAUUAAUAAUCAGUUGACGAUUUUCAUUUGACACUUUAAAAAUAUGUACUUAUAAGCUUUAUUUUUUUAUAAGGUAAACUUUAUUCAAAAUAAAAUUAACCAUUCAGUUUUUUUAUUCCAUCCCAACUUGAAAUAAUAAUCUGUUGUUAUAUCACAUAUUAUGCUAAUUUUUAAAAAAAAAAUGAAUAACUAUACUUUAAUUAGAAUAAGAUUGCACCUUGUGCAAAACAAAUGAUAUGACGUUCAAGUUCAUGCCUGUACGGCAAUUCAGUAGUGGGGGUAUUUGUAUAAUUUAUUAUAAUCGUACAUGGGCGAACCUGUGUGUUCUUAUUCUGGUUAAAGUACAGUACCAUUUGUAAUAUAAAAACACUAAAUUUUAAACAAUAAAAAAUUAAUGUUAAGAAUAGAAAGUUAAUAUUACACCUGUAUGAAUUAUAAAAGUAUAAUUAUUUUAUUCAAAUAGGGCAUGAUGAAGAGUUGACUUAUGCUUCUUCUCACAAUUCCCAAAAGUUGGUUGUUACUGCAUCUAGAGAUACAACAUUUAGAUUAUGGGAUUUCCGUGAAGCUAUAAAUUCAGUUUCCGUUUUCCAGGGUCAUACAGAGUGAGUUUCAGACUAAUAUUUUUAAAACAAUGUAUAGUAACAUUUACAUUUUUGUAGUACGGUAACUUGUGCGGUUUUCACAUCUGCUGGACUUGGGGGUGAAGAUAAAUUGGUGUCUGGGUCAGAUGACCGAUCCAUAAAAGUAUGGGAAUUACGUAAUAUGCGUUCUCCAAUUACUACCAUUAGGACUGACUCUGGUGUAAAUCGUUUCGCCAUUGCUUCUAACGGAGUUAUUGCUAUUCCUCAUGACAAUCGACAAGUUAUGUUAUACGAUAUUACUGGCCAACGAGUUACCAGAAUACCCAGAACAGCAAGAAAUGUAAGCAAAAUAUACUUAAUUUCUUCAGUAAUCAAUGAUUUAUUUUAAUAUAUGAAACUCAAUGUACGUUUCAAAUGAAAUAUCCUGAUGUAAUACUUUUUUCUGAAAGGAAAUUUUAUCUAGGUGGUACUUUAAGGAGAUGUUUUUGAUUUUCUAAGCAUUUUUUUUUUUUGUUUUUAUAUCCAAGAAAACGGUUUAAUUUACAUUCAUGUGUAAAAGAAACUUUACUCAAAUUUUUUUAUUAGGAAUGGUUUAUCGUUCCAUAUAGAUAUAGAUUAAAUUCCCCUUAUAUCCUACCUUUACAACUUCACACCUAUAACAGUAUCCCACCCAAUCGUGCAAAGUAUGUUUUUUUUUUAGUCUUUAUAUACAAAUAUGAAAAUUUCAAAUAUUUAUUUGUGUUAAUUUUUAGAGUCACAGACGUAUGGUUACUGCCGUUGCAUGGAGUGAAGACAAUCCUAUUGCAAAUUUAUUUUCUUGCGGAUUCGAUCGGUUAGCACUAGGAUGGUCUGUACAAUUAUGCAAAGAUUGAUUGUUAACAAUUUUAGUUAAAACCAAACAUGACAACGUAGAACUUGAAUUGAUUAACAUUGGAAUGUUGCAUGCAAUUAAAAUGUUUAAAUGAAUAUGUUAUUCUGAUAUUUAAGUUCAAGUUUUAUGUAUAACAUCACUGUAUUAUAAACUCUUUUAAGGAAAAUUUUUUUCUGCUUCCUAUUAUGUUUGAGUGUGUGUUCUUACUAUUUUCUGUCAAACUAGAAUUUUAAAAUAUUUAUUGUAUUUAUGUUGUUAUAGAUUUUCUUUCAACCUUUUAUUUAUUGUUAAUAAUUUGAAUGUAUUAGAAUAAAUUAAUCAAAACAAGUUAUUGUAUAAUAUUUAUAAUUGCAAUUAAUAUGUUCGUUCUCAUAUUUGUCUUUUAAAUAUCAAUACUUUAUCAUAAGUGCAGUAAGACAUGUCAAUGAUAGACUUGAUAAAACGAAAAAUUUAAAUCUUAUCUUAAUUUAAACUUCUAAAACACAUACAUUUUCUUUGGUACCUUGCUGUUCUUUUUUAGACAGUUUUUACUGUACUUAUAUCAAAAUUAAAUUUGACUAACUUAACAAAAAUAAAAAUAUAUUAUGAUUAAAGUAACAAAUAUAUCAUAUAUAUUAUUUACUUAAUACAUUAGUACUUAUUCAAUACAAAUAUUUAAUUAAAUAAAUUAGUACUGUGAAGAAAACAUUAUAUAAAUAAUUAUUUUAAUUAUAUUAGAUAGUAAUAUUGUUGUGAUCAAACAUAUUUUGUGCAAAUAAACAAAAUACAUAUUAUACUUUAUUUAACAUUUAAUGCAACAAAAAUUAUUGCACAUUUGAAUUGUCUUUUUUUUCAAUACUUUGUGUUUAAAUUAAUUCUUCUAUAUUAAAAAUAUUACCUUCAAAUAUAUUAUGAUAACUAUUUUAAAAUGUAGUUUUUGUGCACAUUUAUUUGAAUAUAUAUUAUCUGUAAAUUAUUCAAUUACAUUAAUAAUUACAUGUUGCAUAGGUGUAAUAUGGAUAUGAAACAUUAGGUUGAAAGAGUACCCCCAUAACUUGAUAUGCUAUUUCUUUUUUUUUUUAAAUUAAAUUAUUUAUUUUAUGAAUUAUCUUGAAUUCUCAACACCAGCUAUUUUUAAACCUUUUCUGAGAAGUUACCAGGAUACUAUCUAAGCUGAGGACAAAAAUUAAAGGAUUCAGAUGAUAUACAAGGCAAUUGACAAAGACAUUGCUACUUCUGAAACUGUUUUUUAAUUUCAAUUGUAGGGUAUAAUUAUUCAAUGCUAAGAUUGACACAUAAGUAAUUACACAAAAAUACUUGUUAUCACUUAUCAUAUUAUUUGUAUUGUACAUUGGAUUCAUGUCCAUAAAUAAGACUAAAAUAUAAAUAAAUAAAUGGACUGAGUAGCAGUAUUUCAGCCUUUGGUCUGUAAUUUUCAGGUUAAGUUUAAAAUACUUUUCUAGAAGUGAGUAUAAAGAUUUAUCUUUGGAGAUUAGCAAAUCAUUUUUAUUCUAUAUGUUCGACCCAAUUUAAAAAUGUAUAGUGUCAAAAGUAUAUAUCAGACACUGGAAAUUGAUGGUAUAAUUUUAAUUAAAAGAAAAAUCAUAGGAGGAAUACUUUAAAAUAAUAUGAGAAAAGAUUUCCUAAUUAUUUUAAUUUUUUUUUUCUUUUUUGAAUACCAUAUCAAGGUGAUUUUUUAAGUAAUGAAUGGAAAUCAAUAGGCUGUCAUGAGAGGGUGUAAACUGAUUUCUAGAGAAUAACUUCCAAGUCCCAAUAUAACAGAUACAAAUAAAAUAACUAUUGGUAUUUAAGAAAUACUAGAAACAGUUUUGUUCAACAUUAUGAGGUACCUAUUGUUGAAAUAUUUGUUUAACUAUAUAAAUAUUUAAUAUAAUUAUAUAAAUUAUUAAGAAUACUAUCAUUACAAUGAUACAACCUGCACCGAUUUUUAGUGAAUUGAUAAUUAAAAUAUUAUCUACUUAUCUACACAGUACACAAGACUUGUUGAAAUUAUAUAUAAUAAAAAUUUAAAUUAUAGAUAUGGUCUGGCUAAAAGAAAAGUAAAAAUCAAAAACAUAAUAUAAAUCAAUAUAUCCGUUUUAAACGAUUAUUACUAAUUUUUUGAAGAUAUUAGGUAGUUAACAAAAGCACUAAACAAUUUUAUAACAAUAGAAUAGACUUCAUUGCAUGACGUUUUAUUGAGAGUAUAAAAAAUAAUAAUAAGUAAACAAGUAUAAUACGCAUAAGCUAUUCAUUAUGUUUUAAGUGUAGUCUUUGAAUUAUUAAUGAAACCAUAAAAAAUAAAUUAAGUUAUAACAAGCUUUCGUUAAUUUACAAAAUAAAUGCAUAUUUAUUUGAUCGAAAUACACAAAAAUUAUUUAUAAGAACAUAUUUAAAUAAAAUAAUAAUAAUAAUAGAAAUAAUAAUAAUAAUAAUAAUAAUAAUAAUAAUAAUAAUAAAUAAAAAAUGUAUGAUUUCAUAAAAAGUAAAAAAUAAAAUAAUAAAUAACAUACCACUAAAAGCAAAUAUAGCUGUUAAAAAUAAUAUAAUUAUUAUAUCAUCUGCUUAUUUCUUUUUUUUUUCAUAUUAUUAUUUAUUAGGUAAUUUAAGUAAACAAAAGGUUGUUAUAAUAACUAAUUGUUAAUUUAUCAAAAAAUAAAUAAUAACAAAAUAUAUAUUGUAUUGUGCUAGUGUCUGUGCCACUGGUUAAGUUUGUGCUAAAUAGAUAAUAUGUCAAACUAUGACAUAAUAUUAACAUAAAUAUUUUCAAAAAUUCAAUACAUUAUACAUACAUACAUACAUAUAUAUAUAUAUAUAUAAAAUAAUAAUAAUUAAUAUUGAGUAAUAAUUGUAUAAAAAUAAAUAUAUUGUAAAAACUCAUAAUUAGGGGAUAAGCUAUGGUAAUUCAUAAAGUACUAUAUGUAUAUGAUUAUAUUGAUACCUUUUGGUUUUAACAAUUUUACUAUAUAAGAAAAUAUUUACAGAAACUGUAAUUAUUGUUCAAAAUAUAAAUUUUAUUCAAUUUGAUCACAAAUACCCCAAUAUAAAAAUGUAUUAGACAUAAAUAAAUGAUAAAAUGUGUUUCUUUGGGAAAUAAUGUUAAUGUUUUAUGAUACUUUAGACUAGUUUAUCAAUAACUAACACUUGAAAAACACAUAAUGAAAGUAAUUCCAACAGUUCAGGGGAAAAGUACUUAACAACAUUUUUAAUAACAAUACUUUUCAUUAUCAUGAAUUACUAGUUAAAUAUUUAUAUGUUAAAGAAAAUAAUAUAAGAAUAAUAAUUGAAAACUAAAUAUAAAAUUGAGUGGCAUAUUUAAGCUAAUCAAUAUUAGCAUAAUGAACUAUAAUUAUUCUUAUUCAAUUUUAAAAUAUAUACUCCAGUAUGUUAAUUUUUAUAAAUAUAUUAAUUUGUUUGGAAAUUUUAAAUUUAUAAAAAAUAUUACCAAUAAAGCAUUAGAAUUUUAAACUACAUUUCUUAAGCAUCAUUUGAUAUGUAUUAAUAACAUAUUUAUUAUGAAAUAUUUUUUUUUUUCAGGCAGUAAAUAUAUUUAAAAAAACCAAGUAUUGCAGAAAUAUUAUAAUACUGACAUUUUAUUUUUUAAAAAUGACAAAUCCCACAUUAGUGUUAAUAGUUAUAUCACACAGCAUUAAAGUUAAUAACCACACAUCCAAAAAAAUAUACGUCUCUUCUUAUUCUUCACAAUAGAUAUAAAAAUAAUAAAGAUGUGAUCAGAAUAAAGAAUAUCUAAGGUCACUCUUUUAAAUAUUAUAACUGAUUUUGGACCCUAAUAUUUAUUAACCUAACACAAAAAAAAUGAAUUUUGUUAAAAAUUACCUACACUAUAUUAUUAUGAUUGUAAGGUAAUAUUUUUUUAUUUUGAGUCAACUCAAUAAUAAGAAAUAUAAAAUAGUGUUCAAUUUAUAUAACAGUCAUGAAAAGUUAUUCUAGGUCGUAAGAGCUGAUCAAAAAUAUAUAUAAAUAUAUUAUAACUUUAAAAAAGUAAACAUUUUUAAAUAUUAGAACUAAAAUUGACAAUUUUAAUGUAACCUUAUCCCCUUUCUAUAUAAAAACAAAAUUAAAACCUGAUAGUUAACUUCAAAAAUAAAGUUUUUUAUUGAAAUAUUCUUGGCUAAACCCGGAAGACUGAUACGCGAGAAUAAAACUUAAAUUUAAAAAAAAAAAACGAUGGCAAUUUUCAUAUUUGUUUUUCAAUAAUUUAAAGUAAACGGCAUAGCCCCUUCUUUCUCUUUUUAACCUGUAAAGCUGCUCUAGUCGAAGUUUCAAACACUUCACGAACGCCCUCCUUACUUUUAGCUGAACAUUCCAAAUAAGCAAACGCAUUAAUCUUUUCUGCCAUUGCUCGCCCUUCUUCUGGUCUCACCGGUUCUUGUUUCAUCUUGCUUAGCUCACGAAUUGUGUUUGGAUCAUUGCGCAAGUCUUUUUUGUUGCCAACCAAUAUAAUCGGUACAUUUGGACAGAAAUGUUUCACCUCUGGUGUCCAUUUUUCUGGUAUAUUUUCCAAUGAAUCUGGUGAGUCUAUGGAGAAACACAUAAGAAUCACAUCUGUAUCGGGAUAAGACAGCGGUCUUAGUCUAUCGUAAUCUUCUUGACCUGCUGUAUCCCACAACGCUAACUCUACUUGUUUACUAUCCACUUCAAUAUCAGCUACAUAGUUCUCAAACACUGUAGGAACGUAUACUUCUGGAAACUGAUCUUUGGAAAACACAAUUAACAGGCAAGUUUUUCCACAAGCACCAUCACCGACGAUGACAAGUUUCUUUCUUAUGGCGGCCAUAGUAUGAAUUCUGAAAAGAAAAAAGUAUUCAAUGUGUACUGAUCGUAAAAACAAAGUAUGAUUCAACUGGCCUAAUCAAAUACACACACACAAACGCACACACACACACACACACACAUACAUACGCACACAUAUAUAUAUUAACAGAUUACAGAAAGUAAAAAAAUUAUAAACGUACAAUUAAAGAUAGUUUUAAUUUUACAGUAUAUGUAUUGCAAUUCAAUAUACAAUAGAAAUAUACUUGUUAUUAAUUUAUUGUUACUUUAUUUUUUUUAAUGAAUUUAAAAUAAUAAUUGAGGUGUUUAAUUGAAUAUAAAAGUAAAAAUAAACAAAA
Cinara cedri is the source of this 8393-nucleotide messenger RNA. The record is from the annotation of a GenBank genome assembly. Lineage: Eukaryota; Metazoa; Arthropoda; Insecta; Hemiptera; Aphididae.